AUGUCUGCUCAACAAGCAAACAUCAACCUCCAAUACCAACAACAGCUCCAGCAGCAGCAUGAGCAGCAACAACUUCAACAGGUUCAGCAGCAGCAGCAGCAGCAGCUCAACGCCCAGAAUCCUCAGCAGCGCCGCAAAAAGAAGGCGCUGCCCUUGAAGAAGAAGACGUUCCCGACGAUUGUGUCGGCGGGGAUGCGCGAUCGGCAGGCGAGGGGGAAGAAUACGCAUAGGAAGCAUGAGGAUGACGUGACGGACGAUGAUGAUGAAGAUGAUGAUGAGGAAGAUGAAGAAGAAGAUGAGGAGGAGGAGGAGGAGGAUGAGCAGCUCGAAGGUGAUGAUGAUGAUGAUGACGAAGAAGAAGACGAGGAAGAAGAGGAAUCCGACGACGAUAAGACUAAUUCAUCCAGCUUCACCUACAGAUCGGAGCCCUUUGAGACGCGCGAGCGGAGGGCCUAUGCGCUCGCCGUGCUGGAUCGGCCGGAGCAGCUGAUGAUGUAUGCGAAUACCACAAACGACAGCGUCGCAGGCCAGAGAGUGCGCUUCACGAGAAUGAUGUGCGGCUUCGACGACGAGGCCGACUGGCGCAACAAUCUGCACUACAAGGCUGCCCUUGCGGCGGCUAAGGACAGGCAGCUCAAGGUGCGCAGGGGCGCGAGCAUCCCGAGAGAUUUUUGA
Messenger RNA from Trichoderma citrinoviride, 675 nucleotides. RefSeq lists its product as hypothetical. The transcript is spliced from 3 exons. Bases 1 to 675 code for a protein of 224 amino acids. Lineage: Eukaryota; Fungi; Ascomycota; Sordariomycetes; Hypocreales; Hypocreaceae. The record is from RefSeq and is a predicted model, not a curated record.